AUGUUAGGAGAAGAAGAUAGCAAGGAGUGGCCAUCCGGUGGCAAUAAUCAGAGAACGUAUUCACGGUCAGUUUCGUGGACUGAUCGGUCACCGAGAAAGUCUACUUCUCGACCCCAAUGGAACAGUAAGGCACGGGGUUGUUUGCCUCCGCUUCAGCCUCUUUCAAUCACUAGAGUGAAUGUUGAGGAGUGGCCAAAGGCAGGGUCUGAUGACCUUGGCAUAUGGCCUACUAAUCCCCCUACCCCUGGUGUAAGGCUUGGACCAAUUAAGAACUGUGAGAACUCAAAUUCUGAGCAAACCCCAAGGGAAUUUGAAUUCAAGAAAGACAAGCUUGCAUUUUUUGAUAAGGAAUGCUCGAGAAUUGUAGAUCAUGUAUAUUUAGGAAGUGAUGCAGUUGCAAAGAAUCGUGAAGUUCUUCGUCAGAAUGGUAUUACCCAUGUGCUGAACUGUGUUGGGUUUGUCUGUCCAGAGUAUUUCAAGAAUGAUCUGGUGUACAAGACACUUUGGCUGCAGGACAGCCCGUCUGAGGAUAUCACAAGUAUACUCUAUGAUGUGUUUGAUUAUUUUGAAGAUGUUCGAGAGCAAGGUGGGCGAGUACUUGUCCAUUGUUGCCAAGGCGUGUCACGAUCAACCUCUUUGGUCAUUGCAUACCUUAUGUGGAAGGAGGGGCAAAGCUUUGAAGAUGCAUUCCAAUAUGUAAAAACUGCAAGAGGGGUGACUAACCCAAAUAUGGGUUUUGCUUGCCAACUUCUGCAAUGCCAAAAACGAGUACAUGCCAUGCCUGCAAGCCCAAAUUCUGUGCUAAGGAUGUAUAGGAUGGCACCUCACUCUCCGUAUGAUCCCCUUCAUCUUGUACCAAAGUUGUUGAGUCAGCCGGGUGUGCGAGGCCUUGAUUCACGAGGUGCAUUUGUUGUUCAUGUUCCUUCAGCUAUAUAUGUCUGGGUUGGGAAGAGUUGCGUCUCAGUGAUGUCAGAUAGUGCAAGGACUGCUGCUUACCAAGUCAUCCGAUAUGAAAGAGCUCAGGGUCUGGUCAUGAUCAUCAAAGAAGGUGAUGAGCCAUCUGAAUUUUGGGAGGCUCUUGGUAUAGUAGAUGGUUGCAACGAAGCAGAGGCUAGAGGGGCAGACAUGCCUUUGGCCAGAAAUGACAGGGUUGCUACUGCUAUUCAGCCAGGCAUUGGAGACAGGAAGUUCGAUUAUGAUUUAGAUUUUGAAAUUUUCCACAGAGCACUUGCUGAUGGAGUUGUUCCACCUUUUUCAUUAUCAGGAACAGGAUCUGAGACAUGUCUUCCUGCUAGAGAAAAUGGGUGGGGCAGAUUGAGACGGAAGUUUGCCUGCGGUAUUAUGAAAGAAUUUAUCACGUCAUCCAAAUUGAGCUGCAACACUACCGAAUCAAGUCAUGAACCGGGUGAGAAUAUGGAGGCUUGUAAAGAAAUUGAAUACCCCGUUUUGCCGACUGAUCCUUCAUUGCCUUCAAGCUCUCAGUGUGGUUCUGAAGAUUCGUUCUCUUCUUUCGCAACCACCAGUGCCAAUUGUAUAAAGGGUACUUGCGAAGAAGUAGAACAAUCUAGUCCUCUCAUCGACCCUUUAUCGUCACCAUCACCUCCAUCCAGUUUGCGAGAUUCCUUUCCUUAUUUUGUUGUUAGUCACCCAGAGUUUAGUUCCACAUCCCCUUCACUCUCACCUUCAACCUCUGAUUACUCCGGUUCAUUUAACUUCUCACCCUCGUCUUCUAACUGGUCUGACUUGUCAUAUUUAUCUGCUCAGCCUUCACCUUCGGGAAUGCAAUCCAAAGAUUUAUAUUCUGCUAACAAUUCUUCCUUGGGGGAAAGUGCCUGUGUCAAUUGCAAAAAAGCUGCUUCUUCAUCAGAAGAAACAUUUUCUACUAAUCAUGCUUCAGGAGUGGCAAACACUUGUUUGCCAUGUAAAGGGAUUUCGCCCUCCAUUGCAGAGCGCAGAGGAAGUAAUCCUCCCCCACCAAUGAUGCUACCUCCUGUAGAUGAUGCAUCUCAUGUUUCAACAAACCUUGUAAGAUCAUGUUCCUUUUCUCUGCCUGACUUGGAGGACGAAAUGAUGAGGGAUCUUGAAUGCAAACAGUUUGAUGAAGAAGGUUCUUAUGAAAUGGAUAGAGAAGAGCGGGUCUUGGAGGCUGAAAUUGACAUGGUUGGCGAUGAAUUCCAAAAUGGGCUUGACAAUGAAAUUGAGUAUGAUACUUCUCAUUAUCCAUUGAAUAAUUUGGGCCAUAGUGUCGCAAAAGUAGCUUCCCUAGUUGUUUAUCAUUGGCCUUCUAUGCAUAAAGUGGAGAGGCAUUGCUUUGACAUCCUUGAUUCUGGAUCUAUUUAUAUUAUGUUUGUGCCCGAUGUGAGUAUGGGCACAAAUAAUCUUGAUGUACUGUAUGUUUGGUUGGGGCGUGAUGUGUUAUGCGAGAAAGGUCAUAAUCAAUUGAUCAACAAUGAUGGCACAUGCAGGGAUAGUCAUGUCCAAUGGGAAAAAAUUGCCCACAACUUCCUUGCUCAAAGGGGUUUAGAGACAAAUUCCAUUGUUCAGAUAGUCAGAGAAGGUGAGGAACCGGAGCAGCUCCUAAAGCAUCUCCAGUGCUUCUCAUUUCAGAAGGCAUUAGGCAAUACUAGCUGAGACAUGGAAGGAUGUGGAAACUCUCUAAAGUCCUUGUCUCUGAUUUUUCCGGCUUUGUGGGUCAUUGACAAGGAACUAUUGCAGUUACUCAACGGUGAGUUAGCAUCCCAGGCAGUACAAGUUCUUCUUUUCUGCUUGUGUGAUGAAAGCAGAGAAUCUGAUUUAUCAUUCCAGCUGAACAACGUACAAA
Molecule: messenger RNA, 2821 nt
Organism: Ilex paraguariensis (yerba mate)
Lineage: Eukaryota; Viridiplantae; Streptophyta; Magnoliopsida; Aquifoliales; Aquifoliaceae
Source: the annotation of a GenBank genome assembly